UCUUCUCUCUCGGUUCUGAGGUGCUCGGUUCUUCCGACUGAAGCUAAGGCCCGCGUGACAGCCGGCGACUAGCACCGAAGCUCCGCUCCCGACCCCAGGAAACUGACCGUAAACCAUGACGGCCGCUUCCGAGCUCGCCUGUAUCUACAGCGCCCUCAUCCUGCACGACGACGAGGUCACCGUCACCGAAGACAAGAUCAAUGCCCUCAUCAAAGCAGCUGGAAUAACUAUUGAGCCUUUCUGGCCAAAUCUAUUUGCUAAGGCACUUGCAAAUGUCAACAUCAGCAGUUUGAUCUGUAACGUUGGUGCUGGUGGUGGUGCUGCUCCUAGUGCUGCUGGUCAGGCUGCUGCUGCCCCGGCUGCUGCUGAGGAGAAAAAGGAAGAGAAGAAGGAAGAGGAAUCUGAAGAGUCAGACAACGACAUGGGUUUUGGUCUCUUUGAUGACUAAGUGUGCCAUGAAACAUUUUCUAUGGGUACAAUAAAAACAGGAAUCUAUUUG
Messenger RNA from Callorhinchus milii (elephant shark), 499 nucleotides. It is a transcript of the gene rplp1, whose product is annotated as ribosomal protein, large, P1. Gene Ontology annotation, cellular component: ribosome; cytosolic large ribosomal subunit. Gene Ontology annotation, biological process: translational elongation; cytoplasmic translation. Gene Ontology annotation, molecular function: ribonucleoprotein complex binding; structural constituent of ribosome; protein kinase activator activity. The record is from RefSeq and is marked provisional. Lineage: Eukaryota; Metazoa; Chordata; Chondrichthyes; Chimaeriformes; Callorhinchidae.